Elaeis guineensis (African oil palm) is the source of this 1548-nucleotide messenger RNA. RefSeq lists its product as uncharacterized. The record is from RefSeq and is a predicted model, not a curated record. Lineage: Eukaryota; Viridiplantae; Streptophyta; Magnoliopsida; Arecales; Arecaceae.
UCUCUAGCGGUGGCCAUCCAUGGAUGCAUCGUACUACUGUGGAUCCCUGAGGGCUGGCCAUCCAUGAGUGCGGACGCACUGACGAGGGGCCUUGGGGAAAGAUUAUUAAAAUCACGCAUGUCUAGCUUCCGUUCCUACGCGUAGCUUACGCGCUUCGCCCGUUCCUGACUUCCACCGCGUUGCAGACCGUUUCAACUCGCAGGGUCCGGAACUCGCGUCCUUCGCUCCUGAUGCUCGCCUCGAGGACGAGUUCGAAGGUUCUAUUUCGAUCUCCUCCGCCACCCAGCUUUCUCUCGUAGAAUAAAAUCCUUGAUCUAGGGUUUCCGCUUCGGGAACGGCCAUGGAGUCCGAUGUUCUUAGCUAGCGUUUCUUGCCGUUUUGAGUCUUCCCGGAUGCGAAUUGGACUCGAGAGAGGUCUCGCCGGAGUCGGAGACGGGGGAGAGAUCUGGCGUUCACGGUGGAAGUUCGUGCCAAGAAAACGGUAGCCGAGAGGAGGAAGAGGCCAAGAAAUGAUGGGUUAUUUGACGCUAAAGAAGAAAGAAUUUAUAUUAUGUGGCGGACCCAAGCAUAGAGAUCGCUUUACGUGUCAGAGUUUCCAACCGGACGGGACAUCUGUUGCAGGGCUAACAUGGCGGCGCUUCCUGCUCUCACGGCAUAUAAAAUCUUGUUCGCCACAUUGGGUUGCUUCAUGGUGGCCACUCUCAUCUACACUCUCGCCACCGAUGGUUCUCCUUUCCGCCUCGAGCUCUUGACCCCGUGGAUGGCUGCAACUUUGGUUGACUUUUAUGUUAAUGUGGUGGCUAUAGUGGUUUGGGUUGCCUAUAGAGAAUCAAAAUUGAUCCAUACGGUAUUAUGGAUAGUUCUGUUAGUAUGUUUUGGCAGCAUAGCGACAUGUGCAUAUAUUGUCAAGAAACUAUUCGUUAUUUCCCCUGCAGAUGUAAAAGAUCCUGUGAGUCGUGUCUUGUUGAGGAAUGAUGAUGAAUGUAAGUUAAAGUUCUCUUCUGUCAUGUUUGGAAGAAUUCUUUUCAGUGUCUUGGGUGUGCUUGUAUUGGCAACUGUUGUCUCUACUAUCAUUAUUGAUGGCUUUCCAUUUCAGAAGGAGUUGUUGACACCGUGGAUGGCUGCAACCUUGAUUGACUUUUAUAUAAAUGUUAUUGCUAUAUCAGUGUGGGUUGCUCACAAGGAAUCAACAUGGAUAAGUGCAUUAUUUUGGAUUUGUUUGUUAAUAUGUUUUGGCAGCAUUGCCACAUGUACGUACAUCGUCCUUCAGCUGUUCCAGCUCUCUUAUCAAGACUCAAUGUACCAUAUUUUGUUGGAUUCUCACAGCAAGCAUGGAAGUACAUCCUCCAAGUAAGACACGAACUCUUGUGUUUUAUUGUACCAUCCACCUGGGUUCGAUUGUUGUUCCAUAAACCUUGUAAUGCUUGUCAUGUACUCAUAUUGUUAUACAAUUAUCCACAAUGCAGAACCAUCAACUUAAACUUGUAUUUACAUAUAAAAUUCAUUUUUAGCCAGCUAUUAUGAUCCAAGAUUUAAAAGAAUUGGCUA